UUGGUGGGUCGGGUGGGGGAUGGAAAAAGCGUAAGCGUAUCAACGGCGUUAUUUUGUCAACAAUAAUCGUAAAAUAAUUGGCGAGUGGUGAUUGAAAAUGGUUUUAUCGUGUUGAUAGGCUCAUGAAAAAAUGCAGUGAUAGUUGCCGCAAUGUGGUUGCGAAGUGAGCAUGUGGGAAGACGUCUCCGUGGUCGCAUCACCUCAAUCUCAAAGCUCCCUCGUCUGCAGACCCCAGGAGUCCGAAAAGUCGCAGCAACUACAUCGAGUCGUUGCAACCGUCUCUCACGUUGGCGUCGUCGUCCCCCGUCCCUGCUGAAGGAAGCCUGCAAGGAAAAUGUUCUCCACUUCUCGAAAGCUCCUCCGACACGUCGAGGUCCGCGCCUCCGGAAGCCGAUAAAACGCUCGAUGGUAACGUCGACACCAGCCCGUCGUCCCCAGGAGCCCAAGGAUCCCCCCAAGAACUCGGAAGAAUCCAAAGAAAACUGGACCCUCUUCCCCAAUCAGAACGAGCCAAAUGUCCCAAAAAUUCCAUCCCCUGAGCCCCAGAACUCGUCCAAACAAAUCACCGAUCUGAUCACUCAGGACCUAUCAACUCUCCUCCAAGAGGACUCCAUCGAGGACACUGAAAAUUCUCCCCAGAACUCUGUUCUAGCAGUGGUCGAUAUUCUCUCCCUCCAUUACUCGACAAUCUGCACAACUGAACAGACAGACAGCGACUACUACAACAACUUCAUGUCAUGCAGCUCUUCCUCAACCAGCCAAAAGUACUACGACAACAAGUCAAACAAUCUGACAUCGACACUCGAGUUGGAAAAUUCCGAUGACAAUGGCAAUUUGGAGGAUAAAUACCAGGAAUAUCAGGAAUUGGAGUAUCAGGAAAUCAAGUACAUGGACGUGGGCUCAGAGGAGAUUGUCGAGUCGUGUGAGAUGGUCACCCAGGUCCAGGACGACUGGCUACCCUUUGAUCCCUAUGUAUUCAUCAAGCAUCUGCCACCGUUGACUCCAGCCAUGAGGGCCAGGUGUCCAGCAUUGCCCCUAAAGACUCGAUCGAGUCCGGAGUUCAGUCUUGUUUUGGAUCUUGAUGAGACUCUUGUUCAUUGCAGCCUUCAGGAGCUUUCGGAUGCUGCCUUCAGAUUUCCUGUUAUCUUUCAGGAUGUCACGUACACUGUCUUCGUGAGGACAAGACCCUUUUUUCGGGAAUUUUUAGAACAUGUUGCUGGACUGUACGAGGUCAUCCUGUUCACUGCUAGCAAGAGGGUUUAUGCCAACAAACUGAUGAAUCUUCUCGAUCCCACGAGGAAACUCAUCAAGUACAGGCUUUUCAGGGAACACUGUGUCUGUGUCAAUGGGAAUUACAUCAAGGAUCUCUCCAUUCUUGGGAGGGAUCUAUCGAAGACUGUUAUCAUUGAUAACAGUCCCCAGGCUUUUGGAUAUCAAUUGGAGAAUGGAAUUCCCAUUGAGAGCUGGUUUGCUGAUAGAAAUGAUAACGAGUUGAUGAAGCUUCUACCAUUUUUAGAGAAUUUAGUACACUGGGGUGGGGAUGUUAGACCGCAUAUUAGGGAACAGUUUCGAUUGUUCAGCUUUCUUCCACCUGAUUAAUUUUUUUAAGGGGGUUGGGUAGUCUCUACAUAUCGGGGUGGAGCACAAAUUUUUGGAGGUUCCUUGGCAUUGAACAUGGGUUCAGGGGGCUGUGUUAAAGUUUUCGUUGGGAAGGGAUGAUUGGGGAAGUCAUCACGCAUAGAAAUUUUGUCGGAUAACCUAAAGAAUUUGAUGGAAAAAUCUAUUGGACGAUACUGUUAUGAAGUUGCUGGGUUUCUCUAUGAGAUUUUUUCGUACGUGUUUAAGAGGUCUUGGCAAGAAAAAAAAUUAUUAAAAUGCGAAAAAAAAUUGGCAAAAGAGUGAUGGAAAAAUCUGAAUGAAGUAAAAACCCAUGAAAUUUACGACGAAAAUCCCUCCUGACACUUUCUCACCUAGAUGAUUUAGCAUUCAAGACAAGAAAAUGUGAAAAAUCAAGUGUUUUUAAUCCACAUUUCACCACUGAAUCGUUAAUUUUAUUAAGAAAUCUCACAGUAAUCCAAAUUUUCCUUUUAUCAAUGGACUAAUAUAAAACAAUUCUUUAGUCAUUGUUUAACACGAAAACCCACCAAAAUCUCAUAUAUGAAAAAGAAGCAAACACCUUUCAACAAGAGCGAGAGAAUGAAACAAAUAAUAUAGUCUCAUUUACGAUACAAAUUUUUCUUCAUAUCUGAGAGACAUGAAGAAACAUUUUUAAAUAAAAUUGAAAAUUCAAUUUAUAUUCCUGAAGAGGGAAACAAAAAUCAUGCAAUAGUAAGUAUAGAAUUGAUAAAUAAAAAAAUCAGUGUAUACUUAGGAAUAAUAAUUGAUAUAAUUGGGCUGAAUUGAACAAAAUUAAUUGAAGAAUCUUGUAGAGGCGUUUUAGACAAAUUUGAGAACGGCUGGCCGACAUCUUCAAGUCCCUAUUUUUUAUUUUUAUUUCUUGCUUCGGACAUAAUUAAUGGAAAAAUCGUUAGAAAUCUUCACGAACAAUAUUUUGUAGAAAUAUUUUUUUAUAGUUUUUUUGUAGACAGGAGGAGUCCAGUGAACUUUGUAUGAUGAUAUUUUCCGUGCAAUUAUUUACACACUGCAGAUUUCAAUUCAUCUCUGCUCCAUUUUCUCUCUUGAUAAUUUUAUUCUUCCGCCACUCAUUAUUAUUUUCCUACUUGGAUUAUAUUUGUCUGAGAUGAAAAUAAAUAAAUGACUUUAAUGCAUAGAUUAAUCAUAAGAAAUAGGUAAACAAAUUGAACCAUAUAGCUGCUUCCCUGGGGACUAAACUGAGAUAAGAAUUAUUGACAUGUUUUUUUUUUUCAAUUAUUUUAUUUAUGUCGCACCGUGCAAUAAGUCGAGUUUAUCGCAC
Molecule: messenger RNA, 2914 nt
Organism: Diachasma alloeum
Lineage: Eukaryota; Metazoa; Arthropoda; Insecta; Hymenoptera; Braconidae
Product: CTD small phosphatase-like protein 2
Exons: 2
Coding region: 151-1599 (482 amino acids)
Molecular function (GO): phosphoprotein phosphatase activity
Source: RefSeq, a predicted model, not a curated record